Rosa rugosa (rugosa rose) is the source of this 1311-nucleotide messenger RNA. RefSeq names its product protein NDH-DEPENDENT CYCLIC ELECTRON FLOW 5. Bases 78 to 1214 code for a protein of 378 amino acids. NCBI's taxonomy places the organism in Eukaryota, Viridiplantae, Streptophyta, Magnoliopsida, Rosales, Rosaceae. Gene Ontology annotation, biological process: carbohydrate metabolic process. The transcript is spliced from 3 exons. The record is from RefSeq and is a predicted model, not a curated record. Gene Ontology annotation, molecular function: carbohydrate binding; catalytic activity.
UUAUCCGGCCGGUUGCAUCUUUUAUAUCAUUGAUUGGUUUUCAAUCAAGUAGAAGAGAAACAAAGUGCGGAAAGCAAAUGGCAAUGACCACCGUGGCUUCCAGUCCAUUUUUGUUAUCCAAAUCCCGUCCUUGCUCUUGUACUAAUUACAACAAGAGGGGAUUCCCACUUAGAGUUGCAGCUGUUGCUUCAAUCCCAUUUCAACAACCCAUCAACGUGGACUACCUGGAACAAGAGUUCAGUGGCCGUGGAGUGGUAUUCAAAGGCAUUGGUGACGAUUGCGUUGCCAAGAUGAGUCUUGAUAAUGGCAGCAAAGCCAUCUUGAUGCUGCCAAGUGGCCUAAUCGCGUCCUACAAAGCCUCCAUGUGGCAUGGUGGCACUGUUGAGUUGCUCCAAUCUUCAGUCUCACAAGAAGAAGAAGAAGAAGCCAAUACCAUCCGAGGAGGGGUGUCUGUGGCUUUGGAAUGUCUCAGUCUCGGCCUCGGUCAAGAACAAGUUUCAUGGUCUCCAAGUAAUUGGGCUCUUCAUGACAUCACGGGAAAUCCUCAGGACUCUAUUCAGGUCGAACUGAUCAGCACUGAUUCCCAUGACAUGGUUCAAGUCAAGUACAUUGUGACUCUCCAAGACGACGUCCUAAUCUCACAGCUUAUGGUCUCUAAUAACUCUGAUUCUUCGUCACUCCAACUAAGUGGGUGUAUUUUAAGCCAUCUGACAGUAAGCUCACCAGACGCUACUUACGCUGUUGGUUUGGAAAGAUCAGAUUUCUUUGGCAGGUUACCCAUUUUGACAGGUUCAGCUAUAAUUCCUCCAGAUUGUGACCAGAAAAGUGAAUCUCAAUUCAGCCAACUAUGGAAACAAAUGACAUCCAAUGGUUGGGGUCCUAAGAAUGGCCACCAAACAGAAACUGAACAAGAAGAAGAAAUGGAGGAAGGGGAAGAAGAUGACAAUUAUAAGAACUUAAGGGAGCAAAUGUGUCGAAUAUACACCAGUGCGCCUCGAGACUUCACAAUCAUUGACAGGGGUAGACGAAACUCAGUGGUGGUUGGAAGAGAUGGGUUUGAAGAGCUAUACAUGUUCAGCCCUGGCUCAAGUCAUGAAUACUACGGCGAAUAUGCUUAUAUCUGCAUUGGCCAGUCGGCAGUGCUCAAUCCAAUAAUCUUGGGGCCUAAGGAAUCAUGGACAGGUGGACAGCGCUUACACAAUCCAAAUCUCUAACUGUGGUUAUGAGAACAAAAACUUUAUAGUUAUGAGAUUGUCAAUGAAAAGAUGAAGUAGCUCUUGAUUAUAUGGAUGCAAAACUUGUUCCAGUGUU